CUCAAAAUCCUAAGAUCAAGAGUUGCAUGCUCCACCGGUGGAGCCGGCCAGGUGCCCCUUCAGUACAAUUUUAAAGUAGACUUUUAUGCAUGUUGUUUAAAGGGGUUUGUUUCAAAGCUUAAACCUAGAACACAAAAGCUAUAUUUUAGAAGUGGGCAGGAUGUCUGUCCGUGUCAGUGAAUUCAUCAUCGCAGCUUUCCUCAUUAAAGGCAUCCGAAGACAGCUGUCAGGUCCCCGGAGGCCCUGCCCCCGGACCAUGUGGCCCAGGAUGUGGUCUCUCCCACCAUCAACGUCUCGUGCCAGAACGGUGCAUGUAUGACCGAGGCUGAGCCUACACUCAUCACAACUACCCCACAUCCAUGGUUUAGGUUCGGUGGGGUUUUGACAAAUGUAUCACCGUUGCAGUGUCCUGCAGCGUCCUGUCACUGCCUGAGGCCCUCUGUGCCCCCUUUCUUCAUGCCUCUCUCCCUCACAUCUCUGGCAACCAGUCGUCUUCUCCCCCGGGCCCUCAGAGUUGGCUUCUCAGACUGGCGGCCACUUAGCAAGGCUUGGGAUCCUGGCGGACUGACACCCCUGGUUCUGGCGUCAUCUUCAGCUGAGCCAUGGCAACCCCGGAUGUGAGUGUCCACAUGGAGGAGGUGGUGGUGGUCACCACGCCAGACACCGCAGUGGACGGGAGUGGUGUGGAGGAGGUGAAGACUGUGCUGGUGACGACCAACCUGGCUCCUCACGGGGGCGAGCUGGCGGAGGACAGCAUGGAGACGGAAAAUGCAGCAGCGGCCGCGGCGGCUGCUUUCACAGCGUCCUCACAGCUCAAGGAGGCCGUGUUAGUGAAGGUGGCUGAAGAAGAGGAGAGCCUGGAGGCUGAAAUCGUGUACCCCAUCACCUGCGGAGACAGCAGAGCCAACCUGAUUUGGAGAAAGUUUGUGUGCCCGGGCAUCAAUGUGAAGUGUGUCCAGUAUGAUGAGCAUGUGAUCAGCCCAAAGGAGUUUGUGCACCUGGCCGGCAAGUCUACCCUGAAGGACUGGAAGAGGGCCAUCCGCAUGAAUGGCAUCAUGCUCAGGAAGAUCAUGGACUCCGGGGAGCUGGACUUUUAUCAGCACGAUAAGGUCUGCUCCAACACCUGCCGCAGCACCAAGAUCGACCUCUCAGGCGCCCGCGUGUCCCUGAGCAGCCCCACCUCGGCCGAGUACAUUCCACUCACGCCUGCCACGGCUGACGUGAAUGGGUCUCCCGCUACCAUCACCAUAGAGACCUGCGAGGAUCCCGGUGACUGGACCACGGCCAUCGGAGAUGACACCUUUUCCUUCUGGCGAGGGCUCAAGGACGCGGGUCUGCUGGAUGAGGUCAUACAGGAGUUCCACCAGGAGCUGAUGGAGACCAUGAAGGGCCUGCAGCAGCGGGUCCAGGACCCUCCCCUGCAGCUCCGAGAUGCUGUCCUCCUCAACAACAUCGUGCAGAACUUCGGCAUGCUGGACCUGGUUAAGAAGGUGCUGGCCAGCCACAAGUGCCAGAUGGACCGCUCGCGGGAGCAGUACGCCCGAGACCUGGCAGCCCUGGAGCAGCAGUGUGAUGAGCACCGCCGUCGGGCCAAGGAGCUCAAGCACAAAUCUCAGCACCUCAGCAACGUGCUCAUGACGCUGACGCCUGUCUCCCUGCCGCCCCCCACGAAGCGGCCCCGGCUGGCAAGGGCCACGUCCGGGCCGGCUGCCAUAGCCUCGCAGGUGCUCACCCAGUCUGCCCAGAUCGCCCUCAGCCCCGGCGUGCCCGUCUCCCAGCUGACUGGCGUGCCGCUCGGCAAAGUGGUGUCCACCCUGCCCUCCCCGGUGCUGGGCAAGGGCCCCCCCCAGGCUGCUCCUGCCAGCUCCCCUGCCUCACCACUGCUGGGGGGCUACACGGUGCUGGCCUCGUCGGGCGCCACCUUCCCUGGCACGGUGGAGAUCCACCCGGACGCGUCCAGCCUCACGGUCCUGAGCACGGCCGCCAUGCAGGACGGCAGCACUGUGGUCAAGGUGGUGAGUCCCCUGCAGCUGCUCACCUUGCCAGGCCUGGGCCCUACCCUACAGAACGUGGCCCAGGUGUCACCUGGUGGCAGCACCAUCGUGACAGUGCCCACGGGAGCCGUCGAGAGCACCAUGGCCGCCUCAGGGCCCGAGGAGCACGCAGCCACCAUCGAGGUGGCCGCCAUGGCGGAGGGCCAUGAGCACAAGUAGACGCUGGUGGAGGGCGAGGCCCCUCGUGGGCACAGGGCUGGCCGCCUCUCCUCAAACCGCGCUGGGCGGGAGCACAUAGCCCCGGCGCCCCGCGGGUCACGUUGGGCUGAACCAAAGAGCGGAAACACCAAAACAGACGAGGAGCAAAAGGGAUCUCAGACGACAGACCUGUGCAGCCAGCCUCGCACUUGCACUUCCUCCCCC
Molecule: messenger RNA, 2417 nt
Organism: Callorhinus ursinus (northern fur seal)
Lineage: Eukaryota; Metazoa; Chordata; Mammalia; Carnivora; Otariidae
Gene: GMEB2
Product: glucocorticoid modulatory element binding protein 2
Biological process (GO): regulation of transcription by RNA polymerase II
Cellular component (GO): nucleus
Molecular function (GO): RNA polymerase II cis-regulatory region sequence-specific DNA binding
Source: RefSeq, a predicted model, not a curated record